GACUAAUUCACCAUGACUAAACGAGGGAGCCAAGAAAUUUCUCCUGGAAACCUUCUCAAAACGCCUCAUCCCCCCACCUUAGCGAGCAUCGCGGCAUCAUGACUGCCUGUUUCUUUCUCUGUUAUUUACCACUUGCGCGAGUUGGUAAUUUGGUAUCGAAUUAACGUGCGCUGAUAUGAACAUCUGAUCCAUCCUGUUGCGACCAUAGAGGAUGUGGCUUGCAGAGGUUCCCUCUCAUGACCGUAUCGGAGAUGACAAGAUGCUAUGCUUGACUUCCAUCCUUGCUUCCAUCUCAAAUGAUGAAAGACUCAUGCGAGGUUGCAAUCUGCUCAUUUGAGCAUCUAUAAUUCUAGGGAGACCGCUCUUCUUCGAUUUGACUUGGAAAGUGGCACAGUCACCCAUUCAGGAACACCAAAUCGACUUCAUUUACCGAGACCUGACGAUGGACAUGCCCAGCACGACGUCCCAUUCUCAUGGCACCGAGCCCAUGCCUGUUGUCUUUCACACCAAGAUGGCCACUGCGCUGUUCUCAGAAUCAUGGACACCGCGAACGCCUGGACAGUACGCGGGUACUUGCCUCGCCCUCAUCGUCUUUACUAUCAUUCUACGUACUUUGAUCGCCUUCAAACCCGUGUUGGAAGCGACAGUCUGGGCAGGCGAACAUGGAAAGAGCCACUUGAGAAUCGACGAGGAUUUCGCGCCAAAAGAAAAGUCAUCUGCUCCUACACCAUGUUCAAUUUUUCAUAGAGUUGCGCAAUGUGCCUACGAGGUUGUCAUUGCCCUUCUCGGGUAUCUCUUAAUGCUGGCAGUAAUGUCGAUGAAUCUAGGAUAUUUCUUGUCCAUCCUUCUUGGUGUUUUCGUCGGAACGCUUUGCUUGGGCGGCAUUGCCCGCAGCACAACAUUUGAUCAUUGCUCUUAAUACGUUGAUAUGAAGCUGGGAAUUAUUUUCCAAGGGUUCUUCUUCUGGUCUUCAAGUUUGUAACAGUCUGGCUAUUCUCGCGCGGUAUAAUUAGCCAUUACAUGCGGGAGGCUCUCUGGGGCAGGAAUACUUAGCUGUGGUUACUGAGAGCUCCAAGCGGUCGUCUGUGUUGUCACGCAUCUGGUGAUUAUGGCCGUUACAUCACAAAAGUCGUGGACCAACUAUCCGUAUCACUGACAAUGCGUCUGUCUCCAUUACCACCUCGGACAGAGAUCACGCCGAGUCUAGCUAAAUGCGCUCUAGUUGAAUAUACCCUGUCUUACCUGUUCAACAUGCCCCGCCAAUCCUUCUCAGGUCUCUGCCCCUCCACCCCUCUAA
Colletotrichum acutatum is the source of this 1297-nucleotide messenger RNA. RefSeq names its product Ctr copper transporter. Gene Ontology annotation, biological process: copper ion transmembrane transport. The transcript is spliced from 2 exons. NCBI's taxonomy places the organism in Eukaryota, Fungi, Ascomycota, Sordariomycetes, Glomerellales, Glomerellaceae. Gene Ontology annotation, molecular function: copper ion transmembrane transporter activity. Gene Ontology annotation, cellular component: plasma membrane. The coding region runs from base 443 to 919 and encodes 158 amino acids. The record is from RefSeq and is a predicted model, not a curated record.